Messenger RNA from Rotaria socialis, 951 nucleotides. Lineage: Eukaryota; Metazoa; Rotifera; Eurotatoria; Philodinida; Philodinidae. The record is from the annotation of a GenBank genome assembly.
AUGGAAAAUAAUGCAACACGGGUCAUUGAAGAUCAACCGCGUUUUCCAUAUCGCGGAAUUUUUCUGAACACCGCUCAUAAUUUUUUGUCACCUUUACAAAUAAAAAAGCAUUUGGAUUUGAUGUCCUACAACAAAUUUAAUGUACUUCAUUGGUGCCUUGCUGAUAAAACAUAUUGGUCACUUAAGUUGAAACGAUAUCCAGCACUAACCGAACAACGUGCGAGUUCAUCGGAUCAUGUCUAUAAUUCUGAUGAAAUUGAAGACAUUAUUCAAUAUGCUCGUCUUCGUGGCAUUCUAAUCAUUCCUGAAUUUAACACUCAUUCCUAUAUGGAGAUACUAAGUCAAAUACAUGAUGAAGAUUUGAAAGUUCUCAGGGAGGAUCAGUCAAAGACAGACAUUUACCAAUUUAUGAAAGCCAUUUUUGACGAAAUCAAGCAAAUAUUCAAAAAUGAAUCCUAUAUUCAUAUCAGCACAGUUGAAAUCAACACGCCAUUCUAUUCGUCAAAUAGCCAUAUUCGAAAAUUCGCUGAAGAGAAACACCGGAACAAUACUUCAGAACUUUUAAAACAUUAUUUUACUAAAAUUUUUGAAAUCCUUCAAGAAAACGGAAUUAAUGCGAUGUUUGGGCAAGAGUACCUCGAUGCUGGUUUCGAGCUAUCACCAGAAUCAGUUAUUGAGAUUAGAAGAAACUCAUCAAUACCUACUUAUUUAUCGAAAGCAAUUAGCCAAAGUCACAGAUUCGUCAAACAAAUGAAUCAUUCAGAUCCAUGUGUGCUUGAAGCUGAUGAGAUCACUCAAAAACGACUGAUAGGAUAUGAAUGGGGUUUCGACGAAGACUGUAAUGAUCAAUCGGAUGAUUUGUUGCGUUCUUGGUCCAAAGCAUCAGUAAUAUUACGAAAACUAUGGAUCCUCCCAGAAACUGUACAUACAGAAGGUAGUCAAAUUCAAUAG